GCAGCGGCGGCGGGGUCCGCCAUGACGUCAGCGUCCACCAAGGUGGGCGAGAUUUUCUCCGCUGCCGGAGCCGCUUUCACCAAGCUGGGCGAACUGACCAUGCAGCUGCACCCGGUGGCCAACUCCUCACCCGCUGGGGCCGAAUGGACAGAUGCGGAGAUCUCCCUGUUAUGGGCCUCCGUCCAGCGCUUUGGAGACGACCUCAACCGCAUAAGCGCACUCAUCAAAGACCGGACUGUGGCCCUGCUGAAAGGGGCGGCCAAGCGCAAAAUCUACGAGGACAGUGGGCUGCCCCUCCCCACCGAGUCCCCAAAGAAGGGCGCCCGCAAAGGGCAGCAGCAGCAGCAGCAGCAGCCAGGCCCCCCCUCUGCACCGGGGCCGGGGGGGCUCCCUGAUCCCUCGGCUCCACCGAUGAAGAAACAGAAAGCGGCCUCUGACGUGACGCUCAGCGCUCUGAACGACUCGGACGCCCACAGCGACUUGGUGGACAUUGAGGGCCUGGGCGACGGGCCUCCAGCCAAAAAGCUCAGUUUCGACCAGGACAGCCUGAAUUUGGACUCUGGAUUAAAUAAAAAGGACUUGGCUUUUUUUCUUCUGGCUGGCUGUGCCCCUCUGAGGGCGGCGCCCUACGCCACUGCCUAA
This is a messenger RNA of Elgaria multicarinata webbii, 642 nucleotides long. RefSeq names its product chromatin complexes subunit BAP18-like. Gene Ontology annotation, cellular component: NURF complex; MLL1 complex. Bases 22 to 642 code for a protein of 206 amino acids. The transcript is spliced from 2 exons. Lineage: Eukaryota; Metazoa; Chordata; Lepidosauria; Squamata; Anguidae. The record is from RefSeq and is a predicted model, not a curated record.